Protobothrops mucrosquamatus (brown spotted pit viper) is the source of this 593-nucleotide messenger RNA. RefSeq names its product zinc finger and SCAN domain-containing protein 16-like. Lineage: Eukaryota; Metazoa; Chordata; Lepidosauria; Squamata; Viperidae. The transcript has 2 exons. The annotation marks the transcript as partial. The record is from RefSeq and is a predicted model, not a curated record.
AAGUCGGAAAUCUUUCCUGAUUGCUCUUGAGUCUUUAGUAUCUUGUGUGGGAAGAGGGCUAAAUGGACUUAGGAAAUUUUGACAGACCUCUUCUGAUUAGGAAGACCUGUGCAGAUCCAUCAGUCUGUUUUGGAGCUGGAUUAGAGACCAGAGAGAAGAUGGAGGGACAACGCCCAGCUGGAAAAAGCCCUGCAGCUGCUCAGUCUUGGAGCUUUGAGAUAAAUGGGGCAAGUCCUGGGCAGAAGAACCAAGAAGAGGAAGCCAAGAGUUCAGAGGUCCAAUGCUGUCACUUCAGAAAAGUGCAGUUCCAGGAGGGGAGGGGUCCCCGAGAUAUUUGCAGUCAGCUUCACCACCUUUGCUGUCAGUGGCUGCAGCCAGAAAUACACACGAAGGCCCAGAUGCUGGACCUGGUGCUCCUGGAGCAGUUCCUGGCUUUCCUUCCCCCAAAGAUGGAGAAAUGGGUGCGGGAGUGUGGAGCGGAGACCAGUUCCCAGGCGGUGGCCCUGGCUGAAGGCUUCUUGCUGAACGUGGAUGUGGAAAAGAUGCAAGAAGAGUUCCAGAAAUCCUUGGAAGCCACGACUGAGUAUCCCAAG